Schistosoma guineensis is the source of this 4949-nucleotide messenger RNA. Lineage: Eukaryota; Metazoa; Platyhelminthes; Trematoda; Strigeidida; Schistosomatidae. The record is from the annotation of a GenBank genome assembly.
GUCUCAAUGUGAAAUCGUCUACCUAAAAGGUAUGGUCUCCAUUUUUCCACUGCCCACACGAUCGCUAAACACUCCUUUUCGAUGGUUGAAUACUUCUGUUCAGCAGGUGUGAGGACGCGACUCGCGUAUUCCACCACUCUAUCAGCCUGACUCAACACAGCACCUAUACCAUGAUCACUCGCGUCUGUGGCCACUGUAAACAGUCUUCCCGGUUCAGGCAGUCUGAGCGUCAUCUGGCGAUCGUCUAGCAUGUUUUUGAUUCGGUUGAACGUUUGUUCGGCAGUCUCAGUCCACGUAAACUUGGUGCUGCUCAAUAACUUAUAUAAGGGUGCUGCUAUUUCGUUGAAAUUCUUGAUAAACCGACUGUAGAACGCCGCUCUUCCCAGGAACUGUCUCAACUUCCUUUUCGAAUUAGGUACUGCAAUAUUUUUUAUGGUAAGAAUUUUCUCCGGCAAUGGUUUUAUUUCUCCAUUUCCCACUUUAUGUCCCAACAAUGUGACGCUACUUCUCGCUAUCUGCGACUUGUCCUUAUUAAUCCGAAGUCCAAAUUCGUCAAUUCGCUUUAAGACCGCUUCCACAUGCUUGAUGUGAUCUGUUUCUGUUUGACUGUACACAACUACAUCGUCGCCAUAUACCUCGACAUUAUCUAGAUUCCUGAGCAGUAGUGUCAUUAAUCUUCUGAACGUGAACGGUGCACCCGCCGACCCGAACGGCAUUCGUUUAAAUUGAUACUGUUUAUCACGUACAGUAAACGCUGUCUUGCUUCGAUCACUCUGUUUUAUAGGUAGUUGCCAAUAACCUGACCAUAAAUCCAGCACUGUAAACACCGUGGCAUUCUGUAGCCGAUCUAAUGUUUCCACCACUGUUGGCAUUGCACAAGGCUUCAGGUCUGUUAUAUUAUUCAAUUCUCUGAAGUCGACACAAAAUCUAUACUUUCCAUUUGGUUUCUUUACCAAGAGUACCGGCGAGCUAUAUGGACUGUCCACUUAGUAAUUUAUCUUUACAUUGAUUGCUUCUCAAGAUCCAGGUGUCUGUCAAUAAUAAGUAGCGUCUAAUAGGAAUACUCCACCAUAGAUGUACUUUGAAUUAAGUGUCAAUUGUUUACGUUUCAUCGGGAUAUUAGUUGCCAUUUUAAUCAGUUGAAGUUUAAAGAAUCGUUUUCUGUUCAGAAACGUACUUUAUUUGUUUCAUGUACUGCGAAGGAAUUGGAAAAACUGGCCUCUCGCAAGUUACAUAUGGGAGCUAGAUAUGCAAUGCAGUUGGCUGAGCGUCUUUACAACAAAGGUUUUAUUUCAUAUCCUCGUACAGAAACUAAAAUAUUCCCACCGGAUUUGGAUCUUAAAAACUUAGUGCGCGUUCAAAUAAAUGAUUCUCGAUGGUCUGGUAAGUUUUGUAAUACAAUUAUUUGACUGGCAUUGAAAAGUACUUAGGAUUAAGCUCUUAUAACAAUUAGUUACGAAAUUUGAAAAUGUUUAGUUUUAUCCUUGUUGAGAGAAUAGCUGCAUCUCACCAGUAUUGUUAAUUUCUAACGAACAUUUUCCUGAAUCUACUAUUUUUCACCAACUUCAUGAAUGAUUUCGAAUGUCAUACAUUCCCGGCAUUUUUCCUAAUGCAAAUGCAGUGAUAAGUCAUUCAGUCAAUUUAUAUAGCGAUUAGAUUCAGUGACAGCGUAGAAGACUAUUAGCAAUACAUUGAUUCCAUUAAAUAUUAAUGUUGUUGAAUUAAACGUUGAUUGUCAUUGACCUACAAUUUUCUUGUAUUUCCGGUUUGUUUGUAGCCAUGUUUAUCAUUAAAACAAAAUAUAUGGAAUCUCACGCUAUUUACCAUUUUUCAAGUAUUUCUUCUUGAUGUAACCUGACUUCGAAUUUAUAUGACGGAAUUGAUUAAGUAAUUGUUUUCUAAAAUAGUAAAACAGUCUCUGUCACACAUCAAUUAGUCUAUAUAGUUCUCUUCAUUCAAUGUAAAACAAAAAUUAGCUAAAACUGUGGUCAUCGUUCACAUGUGAGUUAAAUUGGUUACUUAGUUGCUCAAACAUCUGGCUUCGAACUAAUCGAUCGCUAAUUUUAAACUCACUCUACCAACUUCAGUUUGACUAGGAGAGUAGUAUAGAGUUACGCCUUACUCAGAUGAUAUGUCUGAAAACUGAUUAUAUGAACACCUGUACUUGGUCAACGAGCUGCACUAAUUAUAAUUUAAAAAUUUAUUUAUUGGUCAUUCAGAAAACUAUACAUAUGCAAUCUGUGAGCUUAUCGUGUGUUAUUAUUGGCACUUUUGUCUCAUAAACUAAUGAUUCCUCUCUCUUUUAAUUCUUUAUUUAAUCAAGAUUUUGCCUCCAGAAUCCUUGAGCAUGGUCCUAAUCCUAAGAACGGAAAGUCAAGUGAUAAGGCUCAUCCACCUAUACACCCGUUAAAAGUGGGCGAUUCGCUUCAGGGUGAUGAAGCACGUCUCUAUGAAUUGGUGACUAGGCAUUUUCUAGCUUGUCUUUCAACCGAUGCAGAGGGUUCUGAAACCAUAGUUCGUUUGUGUAUUGGUAAACCUACUCUUCCAAGAACAUUUAAUUCAAGUAUAAGUACAGCUAAUUUACUUACUUCAGAAGAUGGGGAAUUAUUUGAGUCCAAAGGUCUUAUGAUUUUGGCUCUGAACUAUUUAGAAGUUUACAUUUAUGAUCGGUGGGCUGAAAAAGAUAUGCCUGUUUUUCAAUUAGGUGAAUGGAUUUUACCUGAUAAUAUUCAAAUACUUACUGGUCAAACAUGUCCACCGCCUUUGCUUACUGAAGCUGAUCUUAUUUCCCUUAUGGAUCGUCAUGGGAUCGGCACAGACGCUACACAUGCUGAACAUAUUGAAACAAUCAAACAAAGACUUUAUGUCGGUUUAGAGCAAAACAAAUUUCUUGUUCCAGGUCAAUUGGGGAUGGGAUUAGUGGAAGGUUAUGAUUCCAUGGGUUUCGAGAUGUCUAAACCUAAUUUACGAUCGGAAUUUGAAGCUGAUCUUAAGUUAAUAUGUGAAGGUCGAAAAACAAAAGAAGAAGUAUUACAUCAUCAUUUGAACAAGUACAAAGAAUUAUUUCGUUUAGCUCUAAACCAGGCGUCAUUCCUAGACAGGGCAUUAGCUCUUCGAUUGGAACAAGAAGCAGAAAACGUUCAAAAUAUAUCUGGUAGUGUUGGUGAGAUGGCUUCAUUUGCUGCUGUCAAUAACGCUACUGAUGGACAUAAUCAAAGCAACGUUUUAAACCCGGUUGUUGCAUUUUGCCCUACUUGUCAUUCUGGUCUAGUACUUCGUCAGAAACGGAGUGCUUUACGUCCGUUAACAACUAGUUCAAAUAUCUCAAAUAAUCCUGGUUCAAAUGAAGUAAAUCAAACAAGUAAUGGUGGCUGGUUUCUCUCAUGUUCUGGCUAUCCUAAUUGUCGAUAUGCAAUUUGGUUUCCAGAUUCAGUCAUUCAUGUUCGUGUUUUAUCUGAAUCAAAUGAAAAUACGUGCAAUCGUUGUACAAACUUCAUAUCUUCCUCAUCUGUUCGUUCUUCUAAUGAUCAGUUAAGGCCAUCGAAAUUAGGCUUACGUUUUCGACGCAAUUUUUACUUGCCAAAUGGUUACUUUCAGGAUGAUGAUACUAAAGAAUAUAUAACUUGUAUAUUUUGCGAUGAAGAUAUCUGCAGAACAUUAGGAAUUCAUAUUCGUCUAGUGAAUAAUUCAUCCAUCUCUUCACAAACAACAGUUUCGAAUGAAUUCAGUGCUAAUCGAGAUCCUCUUACAUCACAAACACGUAAUUCCUCCUCUCCCCUUCCUUUUUCAUCUACUACAAUUGGUAGUCAUCAUAAUUCCUCCAGUCUAUUGCAUGCGAAACCUUAUUUAAAUCUACAUCCAACAUGUAAUAAUUCAUCCCAUAGUACUCUACCUCGGCCUCCCAAUUUCUCAAGAUCUGUUGACGACGCAGGGGCUGAUGAUUCAGACAAUAUCUUGUGUAAUUGUGGCCAUUCAGCUAUUCAGUUAACUGUCAAGAAACCAGGCCCAAAUCAAGGUCGUUUGUUUUAUCGUUGUUCUGGAGUAGCAGGUAAUUCAUGUGAUUUCUUUUUAUGGAAAUCUCAAACAAGUUCAAUAACUAUUGCUCAAUCAAGUCCUUUGUAUUCUAGUACUUUCGUACCAUUACGGAAUAUCGUCGACCCAUGCUCUCGUCUUGAAAAUGUAUCUGAGAAUGCUAAUUGUGUCAGUAGUAGAACAUCUGGCUUAGGUUUUUCAGACUCUAAUUCACCUUGCGUUAUUUGUCGUUGUGGAGAGCCUGCAAAAUUACUUGUUGUGAAUAAACAGUCGUCUAACAAGGGUCGUCAUUUUUACGCAUGUCCAAACAGUCGUCCUAAUAUCGAUGGUGGUCCAGCAUCUGGAUGUAAUUUUUUUCAAUGGGCAGAUCAUAUUGAUACAGCAUCAGGACAGUCGGAUUCAUCAGUAUGUGGACUUUCAAGCAGACGAUAUGCAUUUGGAUCAAGUACUGAACAAGGACCCAGUUAUCAUAGAUCAGCAGUGAGUGCUGAAACAAACAUCUCUGUCGGUCAUGUCCCAUCAUGGCCUCCUCCAGCUUCAAAUAAUUCAAGAGGUGCGAUUUCUAGGAACAAAAAUCGUGACUUUAAAGAUCGUAGUUUAUCUUCAUCAUCCACUGUAACUAGAUGUUGUGGGUUGUGCCGACAACCUGGUCAUACACGUAACCGUUGUCCUCAUUCGACAACAUGAAUCUUUACUAUUCCUUACAAAAAAAUAGAUAUUUAUUCCUUAUUUUUAUUUAUAACACUGUAUAUACAUUCUCCAAUUUUAUUGAUGAUAAGAAUUAGAUAAUUAAUUGAUUUUAUAUUGGCAUAAACCGAAUUAUUUGUUAAUUAACCUCAGUUCAGUUCAUUAAUUCGCAAACUAUUUUCUACACUUUUUUCUCAUCAUUUGUAAAUAAAAUAAAAUUGAAGCGUUUU